AUGGAACCUUUCACCGAGUUCAUUUCAGCUCACGGGUUGACACUUGAGAGAAAUCCACAAUCUUACCGCUCUCUCAAAUCCAUUCGUCGCAUUCCCAAGGGCACUGAUGUUGUUUACUCUGAUCCCCUAGCCAGCUUUCCAAUUCCCUCAGCAGGAAAAAUCUAUUGUGAUCAAUGCCUUGAAAUUCCAAUAAAACCGCUUCUGACAUGUUCAAAAU
This is a messenger RNA of Acaulospora morrowiae, 217 nucleotides long. The record is from the annotation of a GenBank genome assembly. NCBI's taxonomy places the organism in Eukaryota, Fungi, Glomeromycota, Glomeromycetes, Diversisporales, Acaulosporaceae.